GUACAAUUGCCGUACAUUCCUUAGUCAGCAAUAAACUACAACGAGUCUAGCCGUACGUACAGUACAUGUAACUUGAUUAUGCCAGCACACCAAUGAUGUGGAUAGAGCAACACGACCACUGACGAGUUUGACUUUUCAGGCACUAUUACUCGGAUGACUCCCUAUGGAUGGAGCUUUUGAACGAGAAACUCACCUACUGCUUCGAAUUCUUGGGCGACUUGGUCUUCCCACUCACUUCGGAGGCCUUCCAUCGUUCCACAUUUUCUCUGCUCUAUUUCUUCAACCACAAGAGUAGUCCCCUGGUUGGGGGCCAGCCCGCCGUGGGCAAGACCACACUCAUCCGCCAUGCAGCUGCUCUUUUGGGUCAGCCUUUGUUUAUUCGAACUAUGACCCGGGAGACAGGGUUACACAUGUUGCAGACGUAUCUAGACGUGGCCAUUGCAGUGGGGGUUUGGUUCUGCUUCAAAUCCGUGGACAGGGUAGGGAUGGACGUGCUGUCAACUUUGACCAGGGAUCUGAUGCAUCUGGAGUCCAAUCAUCGAUACAAGGAGAGCAAUGCCUUUUUCACAUUCACAAGCAAUCUGACUGGGUUGAAUGGACAAUAUAUGCCACAGACAUUUAGGGUAAGAUGCAUGCUUCCAAAGUUUUGUGGCAACACAGAGCGUUCAAACGCAUCGGGCAGUAAAAUGGGUGGUAAAGAACAACCAUUGGUUGAAUUAGGCGGGAAAAUCAAAUUGCUUUGUCUCAAUAGCGUCUCAUCCGACCUCUUUGCGUGGUCCAACCCGAAUUCGAUGUCAUGAUCCGUCAGUUCAUCUUGGGCUUAGGUCUGCAAGUGCCAACUUUGAGAAAAUCUGACCAACGCCUGACCCAUCAAAUUGUAUCGCUAUUAAAUGCCGUGAACUCUAUGCGAU
Tigriopus californicus is the source of this 911-nucleotide messenger RNA. RefSeq lists its product as uncharacterized. Gene Ontology annotation, molecular function: ATP binding. Lineage: Eukaryota; Metazoa; Arthropoda; Copepoda; Harpacticoida; Harpacticidae. The record is from RefSeq and is a predicted model, not a curated record. The transcript has 2 exons. Bases 168 to 800 code for a protein of 210 amino acids.